Messenger RNA from Anopheles darlingi, 3079 nucleotides. It is a transcript of the gene Pgant2, whose product is annotated as polypeptide N-acetylgalactosaminyltransferase 2. Gene Ontology annotation, cellular component: Golgi apparatus. The coding region runs from base 662 to 2533 and encodes 623 amino acids. The transcript is spliced from 3 exons. The record is from RefSeq and is a predicted model, not a curated record. NCBI's taxonomy places the organism in Eukaryota, Metazoa, Arthropoda, Insecta, Diptera, Culicidae.
CUACAGAAAAAAGGAAAUUCCAUUUUUGCAGGAAAAAUCAACGUGUAAAGAACAAAAUCAAGUUGCGAAACAAAAAAGGAUUCUAAACUAUAUUUUAUCACGUUGCAAGAACCGAUUAUAUCCAACUCGCAAUCGACUUUGGAGAGCACAAAAAUCCGCCUUUAAAAACAUCAUCAAACGGAGCGAGAAGAUUGCAGCUAAUCGGACUAAACUGAUAUCCGGAACAUCUAUAAAAUGAUCGCCUUUUCGAAGUUUUUCCCUCCGCUUCUUCCUCCGUAACCGUCCUCCGGCUGCUAAUUAUCCGGUUUCCGAGCAGCUCAACAAUGGUCAACAUAAAAAUACCUAUCGCCCGACGGCGCCACCGCGGUUAGCAGCAUUUGCCGGACGUUCAGCAAAGGGGCGCACGUGGGUGCGGGGCAUCUAGAACUAUGUGAAACCUUUUGGAAAGUGGCCGCCAUAGGGGGAGGCGACAGAGUUCCGGCGUUCUUCUGCAACGUUGCCGAACGCCUGGUGGUGGCGGCUAGCAUGGAGUGGGGCAAUAUCAGAAACAAACUCGAACGGCAAUUUACAUUGACGUAUUGACUACGAAUUGGUUGGUCGACUGGUGGCAGUAGAGAAUCACAGCAAACCCUCACCGCCACCAGCAUCAGCAGCAGCCACCAUGCGACGGAACGUGAAAGUGUUUGGUCUCAUCUCCGUUACCUGGAUUGUGGUUGUCAUCUAUUACUUCCAAGGCGACUACUAUCACAAUGAUGGCAAUCGAGCGUUGCGUUUGCGCAGCAGUAAAACAGCCAAACACCUGAGCGACAUUGGAGAUCGGCUUGCGCAGAGUGACGCACUGACGCAACGUGACAACGAACAUCUGCGCCAAUCGAAAAAUGGCGAAAGUAGUAUCCAGCUUCCCGGCGGCAGCGGCAUCAGUAGUAGCAGCAUCAGUAGCAUCAGCACCAAUCUUCUGGCGGGCGGGAGCGGCAGUAGCAAUAGAAAUAGCAAUAGCAUAUUUAGUUAUAACUCGCCAGCCCUUACCUGGGAUUACUUCGAUGAGGCGAGCUACAUCCAGAAGGGAGGCCUACAGCGAGGUGAAGAUCCGUACCUGCGGAAUCGCUUCAAUCAGCAGGCAAGCGAUGGGCUGAAGAGCAAUCGCGAACUGCCCGAUACACGCAAUGCAAUGUGUCGCCGGACAAGUUGGUCAUCGGCGGCCAGCAUCGAAUCACUACCGGCCACUAGCGUCAUCAUAACGUUCCACAACGAGGCCCGCAGUACACUGCUGCGGACUGUGGUAAGCGUGCUGAAUCGGUCACCCGAACGGCUCAUUCACGAGAUAAUUCUUGUGGAUGAUUUUUCCGACUUUCCCGAAGAUGGACAGGAACUGGCCAAGAUACAGAAGGUACGGCUGAUCCGCAACGCAAAACGCGAAGGCUUGGUGAGAUCGCGUGUGACGGGAGCAGCUGCAGCGACCGCGAAAGUGCUCACCUUCCUGGACAGCCACUGCGAAUGCAAUGUGCAUUGGUUGGAGCCGUUGCUGGCGCGCGUGGCCGAGGAUCCGACACGUGUGGUCUGCCCGGUGAUUGACGUGAUCAGCAUGGACACCUUCCAAUACAUUGGAGCAUCGGCCGAUCUGCGCGGUGGGUUCGACUGGAAUCUAGUGUUCAAGUGGGAGUACCUGAGUGGUGCGGAGCGUAAGGAACGCCAACGUGAUCCAACGGCUCCGAUCCGGACGCCCAUGAUCGCCGGUGGACUGUUUGUCAUUGAUCGAAGCUACUUUGAGAAACUCGGAACCUACGACACGCAGAUGGAUAUCUGGGGCGGUGAGAAUCUCGAGAUAAGCUUCCGGGUUUGGCAGUGUGGCGGCUCACUGGAAAUCAUUCCCUGCAGUCGCGUUGGGCACGUGUUUCGCAAACGCCAUCCCUAUACAUUCCCCGGCGGCGGCAGUGGAAACAUUUUUGCGAAAAACACACGUCGUGCGGCCGAAGUGUGGAUGGACGAGUACAAACGGUACUACUACGCGGCCGUACCGCUCGCUACCAACAUUCCGUUCGGUGACAUUGAAGAUCGAUUACGAUUGCGAGAGGAAUUACAGUGUAAACCGUUCCGUUGGUAUCUCGAGAAUGUCUAUCCGCAGCUCAGCGUUCCCGAACGACGAAACAAUGGCAGCAUUCGGCAGGGUGCCUUCUGUCUGGACAGCUUGGGCAACGUGGCAGGAGCGAUCGUCGGCCUGUACAGCUGUCACGGCAAUGGAGGCAACCAAAAUUGGAUACUUAAUCGAAAGGGAGAGGUAAAGCACCACGAUCUCUGUCUGACGCUCAUCAAGUUUUCCGUCAAUGCACGAUACAACAGUGUCAUCAUGAAGUAUUGCGACGGAUCGGAAAACCAACAGUGGCACCUGAAAGAGGGAGGAUUAGUGCAGCAUCGUAAAAUCAACGUCUGUCUCGAUUCACGCCACAUGAAGGAGCGUGGCAUUACGGCGGAACGGUGCAAUUCCGCACUUGACUCGCAACACUGGAAAGUCGUGACGGAGGCGGCCCCUCAGUGAGCCUCUGGAGUUUCCGAACGUUACACAGCAGCAGCAAUGACUGUCCAACGGAUGUAUUAUGUGUUCUUUGUUGAUAUCUUAAUAUGCAUUCUAGUAAAGAGAAGGAAGAGAACGAGAAAUGGAAUGUGAAAGUCCAAGUCCCUGAUAUUAUGGUAUUAGAUAGUGCGGCAGCGAGACCAGCAUUGUGAAUUACAAACAAACUUCUGGAGGUUGGGACGACCUAAGAAUGAGGUAAAAAUAUAUAGCGAGAGAGAGAGAGAGCGAGAAUAAGGGGCACAUCGUAGAGAAUAUGAUGUCCCUUAAUGAACAAGCAAACACAGUUACAAAUUCCAAGAUGUACACUCCAAGCCAGAUCUACACGUAAGCAACACACGUACACCAAAUCACGUGAAAGGGAAAAGAUAGAGUUACAAUCGCUGUAACGAGAGUCCCGACACGAAAUCCUUUCAUUGUAUUCUCCCUUUUUUGCGGUUAUUCAACAUUGUACUAUAAACAGAGAUUAAAGGCAACAAACGCGUGCGGGCAUAGUUUUAUCCUGCACGAACC